This is a messenger RNA of Prunus persica (peach), 742 nucleotides long. RefSeq lists its product as uncharacterized. Lineage: Eukaryota; Viridiplantae; Streptophyta; Magnoliopsida; Rosales; Rosaceae. The record is from RefSeq and is a predicted model, not a curated record. The transcript is spliced from 3 exons. Bases 80 to 544 code for a protein of 154 amino acids.
GCAUUGGAAAUUAUUUGAGCACUGCGUGAAUCUAGACACACUUUCAAGCUAUUCGUGGGCAAGAGCUGUUUCAGACUACAUGAAUGAAUCCUUGACCGCAAAAGCAAAAGCAAAAGCAAAGAAGGGAGGAGAAGCCUCUAUAGGAGCUGUUUCGGGUUGCACUAUCCUAAUAUUGUUUCUACUGUGUGAGAGGACAAACAUCAUACAACCAAUCCUUGGCAAGGAGAAAGAAACUCCUGCCAUUCUUAAAUGGAGUCUUGUGGAACUCCACACAAGAUUCAACCAAAUAAAGGACUUGAAUGACAUCGAGGGUAUUUUCAAAACUCCUAAAAAGCGAAAAACUACCAGGGAAGAGGAAGACACUGUUGAGAAGGUAAUUGAAAUCUGUAUACAGUGCAUUGCAGUUUGUGUUUUCUACAUUGCAGUUUGCAUUUUAUCCAAUGCAGUUUCUGAAUCAUUCAAUCUCAUUGUACAGGGUAUUUUGAAAACAUAUAAAAAGAGAAAAACUACCGGAGAAGAGGGAGACCCUCUUGACAAGGUAUAAGAAUCUCUAAACAGUGAAUUAUGCAUUUCAGUUUUCGUUUCCUCCAAUGCAAUGCAGUUUCUAAUUAGUUUCUGUUCAAUAUGCAGGAAAAAGAAAAAGAAGAUGAUGAGGGAAAACCUGAUGAUGCAAUUCAAGACCUCUUGGUGAAGUCCAUGACAGACCAAAUCAACUACCGCCAACAACAAGAUCCUAGCUUCG